Corythoichthys intestinalis (scribbled pipefish) is the source of this 5505-nucleotide messenger RNA. RefSeq names its product EYA transcriptional coactivator and phosphatase 3 (gene eya3). The transcript has 19 exons. Lineage: Eukaryota; Metazoa; Chordata; Actinopteri; Syngnathiformes; Syngnathidae. Gene Ontology annotation, biological process: multicellular organism development; negative regulation of extrinsic apoptotic signaling pathway in absence of ligand; positive regulation of DNA repair. Gene Ontology annotation, cellular component: nucleus. The record is from RefSeq and is a predicted model, not a curated record. Bases 188 to 1957 code for a protein of 589 amino acids. Gene Ontology annotation, molecular function: protein tyrosine phosphatase activity.
GUGCAACAACGCAAACUUCCUGCAAAAUAGUGCUCCCUAUCAACAGACAAAGCUUUCCGCUUUGGAUUCACAUGGAGAUACCUAAAUGUUAACCUUGUGACUUCCCAACUUCCAUGGGUCGGCAGCGACUCCCCGGGUCCAGAGAGUAGACUGUGACGGCGCGCUGUCUUGUCGGGUGCCUCUCAAGAUGGAUGACUCGCAGGAGCUGCCGGCGAAGAAAGCUAAACUUGACGUUGAGCGAGAACUGGAGAAAGAGCAAAAUAAUUUAGGAGAGGAUGGAAGCCCGAGUGCUGUGCUUGCGCAGUCAGAGCAGGGAAGCACGUACUCCACCAUGUCCAUCUCGCAACUUGGCACACGGGCUGGCGAGGCCGAAGCAGAAAUAGAAGCGGCACCCCAAUUGAACUCUUACACACACUCUGCAUCCGACACGACGGCCGGGUCUGAAUACACGCAGCAGGUGUAUGAAGGAAACAACCCCGCGGUGACAUCAUACGCCAGCUCCGUGUCCUUCCCCCCACUGGCUCAGUCUGCCGUCUACUCUGCUUUCCCACAGACAGGCCAAACGUACGGCCUGCCGCCCUUCGGUGCUAUGUGGCCAGGCAUAAAAACAGAGACAGGUCUGCCAGAGGCGCCCUCUGGUGGCCAGCCUGGGUUUCUCAGCUUCAGUACCACAUAUACCUCAAGCCAGCCAAGCCAGCUGCACUACUCAUACCCCAGCCAAGGCUCCAGUUUCACAACAUCCAGCGUCUACUCCAACAUCCCGUCCGCUACGGCCGCUACCACAGCAUCUAACACAGCGGCGCUACAAGAAUUUAGCGGCUACAACUCUCUUGGACAGAGUCAAUUUUCGCAGUAUUACAGCCUGCCUUCCAGUUACGCGCCCGCGGGUUUGCCCAGUAGUGACGACCACGGAGGCGCAGUGUACUCAGCGGUUAAGUCAGAAGAAGCCGCAUCGGCCGGACUUCCUCCUAGAGAUGCGUCCCCACCCGAGAACCUCCCAGCAGGGGCGGCUCUUCCCACCAGUGUAGCUCAACCGGCUGGAGCCAGAGACCAAGACGAGGUUGGACGCAGGAAUUCGAUGGGAAAGGCAAAAGGAAAGGCUAAAAAGUGUGAUAGUUCACCACCGACUGAAAACGAUUUGGAGCGGAUCUUUCUGUGGGAUCUGGAUGAGACCAUUAUCAUAUUCCACUCGCUGCUCACAGGCUCCUUUGCACAAAAGUUUGGCAAGGACCCCGCGACAAUGCUGAACUUGGGUUUGCAAAUGGAGGAGUUCAUCUUCGAGUUAGCUGACAACCACUUGUUCUUCAAUGAUUUGGAGGAAUGUGACCAAGUCCAUGUUGAUGACGUCGCGUCUGAUGACAACGGACAAGAUCUAAGUAACUACAACUUCCUGGCAGAUGGAUUUAACGGCCCCAGCGGCGGAGGGGCCGCCGGGGCCACCACGGGGGUCCAGGGUGGCGUUGAGUGGAUGCGAAAACUAGCUUUUCGCUACCGUCGCCUAAAAGAGAUUUACAACAGCUAUAAAGGAAAUGUAGGAGGACUUUUGAGUCCAGUGAAAAGAGAGCUGCUUUUACGGCUUCAGUCCGAUAUCGAGAACGUAACCGACUCGUGGCUCAGCACGGCGCUCAAGUCUCUACUGCUCAUCCAGACCAGAGGGAAGUGUGUUAAUGUCUUGGUCACCACCACUCAACUGGUACCAGCGCUGGCUAAAGUUCUGCUCUAUGGAUUAGGAGAUGUCUUCCCCAUAGAGAACAUCUACAGCGCCACAAAAAUAGGGAAAGAAAGUUGCUUCGAGAGGAUAGUCUCUCGCUUCGGGAAGAAAGUCACUUACGUCGUCAUAGGCGACGGACGCGACGAAGAGUUUGCAGCCAAACAGCACAACAUGCCUUUUUGGCGGAUCUCCGCACACGGCGACCUGGUGUCUUUGCACCAAGCGCUGGAACUGGACUUCUUGUAAAAAUAGGAGGCGGCGAUGGCACGGUUUGCAGACGGACGCCCAUCAAGAAUCUGUACCGAGAUGGAGCCGAUUGUGAGGAAUGAACUGGGCCGCUUUCAGCACUCCCUAUUCUUUGGCAGCUAGUCUCGCAGCGCCUCAAAUUUCUACUCAUUCGGACGCGGAAGGGAAGACAGGACUUUUUGUUUUAGAAGAAACAUUUCAGAUUUCAAAAUACCAAAGGGCCUGCACUUUGUGUGUCGGUUUUAGUUUGCGUCGGACAUUUGUUUCUGGGCUCAUUUGCACUCGUUCUGUUUGCACUCAGUUUCAAUGCAUCCAUAAUGUGGUGAACCCCAUUGGCUGCCGUUGACAAUCUGUUUUGACCGAGAGGCCCGCCAGUGAACGAGCAUAUUUCAGUGCCACUGACUGCGAUAGAUGUCCGUUUGGAAUGGGAGAGUUAGCAACCCCUCCCAGUUCAAAUUGAUUGAACGUCUAUUUCAGUCAGUGGCAGUUUAUCAGUGAAUUUGAUUUGACAUUUUCACAAUUUGUGUCAAUUAACCCAUUUGCUGCAGGUGAGUUAAAACAUUAGCUGUGGAUGAGAUAACUCGCAAAAAGGAAGUUAAGUCCUACACAACUUGGGAGGUAACUGCUUCGCAACAUGUGAGUGAACUACUUCGCAACAUGUGAGUGAACUCCUUCGCAACAUGUGAUUGAACUCCUUCGCAACAUGUGAGUUAAGUUAUUCCCAUUGACACGAGUUAUAACUAAUUUGGAACAGGUGAGUUGGCUCCUUCGGAACAGUUCACUCCUUUACUACACGUGUGAGUUAAUAUUGUCGCUUACACGCGAGUUAAACGACUUCGCCAAACGUGAGUUAACUCCUUCUAAACAGGUGAGUAAGCUCAUUCGGAAGAGUCAACACCGUUGCUACACGUUAGUUAACGCCAUUACUACACAUGUGAGUUAAUGCCUUCACUACAAGUGAGUUAACGCCCUCACUUACACAUGAGUUAACGCCCUCGCCACACGCAAGUUUAACGACUUAGCCAAACGUGAGUUAACUCCUUCUAAACAGGUGAGUUAAGCUCAUUCAGAAGAGUCAACACCGUUGCUACACGUGAGUUAACGCCAUUACUACACAUGUGAGUUAAUGCCUUCACUACAAGUGAGUUAACGCCUUCACUUAUACAUUAGUUAACGCCGUCGCCACACGCAAGUUAACAACUUCGCCAAACGUGAGUUAACUCCUUUGCAACACGUGUGAGUUGACGCCUUUACUACACGUGUCAGUUGACGUCUUCAUUACAAGUGAGUUAACGCCUUCACUUACUCGUGAGUUAACUCCUUUGCAACACGUGUGAGUUAACGCCUUUACUACACGUGUCAGUUAAAGCUGUCCCCUACACGCGCAAGUUAAAGCUGUCGCUACACGUGAGUUAACACCUUCGCUGACAUGUGAGUCAAUGCCUUCGCAACACGUGAGUUAACAAGUUCGGCACACGGGACGUAACUACCUCACAAAAGAGACUAAUGUAGAACAGUAAGCUCAUUUGGAACAGUUGAGUUAACGCCUUUGCAACAUGUGAGUUAAGUCGCUUGCAGUUACUUCCUCAGCUCAUUCGGAAGAGUUAACGCUGUUGCCACACUUGAGUUAACACCUUUACUUACACGUGGGUUAACGACGUCGCCACAUGCGAGUUAACUCCUUCGCAAAACCAAGCUAACUCGGAACAGUUGAGUUAACGCCGUCGCCACAUGUAACUGAACUCCUCCACGGAACAGUAAGCUCAUUCGGAACAGUUGAGUUAACUCCUUCGCUACAUGUGUGAGUUAACGCCUUCGCAACAUGUGAGUUAAGUCGUUCGCAGUUACUUCCUCAGCUCAUUCGAAAGAGUUAAUGCCUUCACUUACACGUGGGAUAACGCUGUCGCAACACGCGAGUUAUCUCCUUUACUAGACAUGUGAGUUAACGCCUUCACUACACGCAAGUUAACUCCUUCGCAAAACCAAGCUCAUUUGGAACAGUUGCGUUAACGCCGUCGCCACAGGUGACUUAACUUCUUAACUUCACAAAACGGUUAACUAAUUUGGAACAGUAAGCUCAUUCGGAACAGUUGAGUUAACUCCUUCGCUGCAUGUGUGAGUUAACCCCCACGCUACACUUGAGUUAACGCCUUCGCAACAUGUGAGUUAAGUCCCUCGCAAUUACUUCCUCAGCUCAUUCGGAAGAGUUGAGUUAACACCUUCACUACAUGUGCGAGUUUACGCUGUUGCCACACGGGGGUUAACGCCUUUGCAACAUGUGAGUUAACGCCUUUACUACACACUGAGUCAACUCCUUCGCAAAACCAAGUUCAUUCGUAAGAGUUGAGUGAACGCCAUUGCUACACGUGAGUUAAUGCCUUCGCUGAUAUGUGAGUCAACGCCCUCGCAACACUAUAUUUAACAACUUCGCCACAUGUGACUAAACUCCCUCACAAAACCAAUUUAGAACAGUAAGCUCAUUCGGAAAAGUUGAGUUAACUCCUUUGCUACAUGUGUGAGUUAAAGCCUUCGAAACAUGUGAGUUAAGUCCUUCGCAGUUACUUCCAUUACAACAAGUGAGUCAUCACUUAAGCGACAGACGAGUUUGCUCCUUGGAAACGAGUUAACUCAAUUGCAAUGUUUGCAUUAACUCAUUCUCAAUGAGUGAGUAACUUCAUUUGCAGCAAGUGAGUUAAUUUGUAGUGUGAGAGGUAACUCAUUCACAGCGAGUGAGUUAAUUCACUGGCAGCCCUUCAUCAAAAUGAACUCCACGUCAAUUGCAGCCAAUGAGAAAAACAUUUUCAGGGGUUCACUUUAGUUGCUAUCUUCUUAGUCUGCCUCCCAUGUUGCAUCUGUCACAUUCAAAAUUAACUUAUUUGCAGGAAAGGAAAUAUCGUAACUCAAUCCGAACAAAAAAUCUAACUUUAAUUUAGCAGUGAGAAUCAAAAUUCGUAUUAGAACGAAAAAAAAGGUUUCAACCUGUGGAAAAACGGAAGUCUAAUUUUCAGAUGUUUUCAAAUGUGUUCAUUUGAUGGGGAAAAAUGUUUCUCAUCCUGAAAUCCUCCAAUGUUUGGCUUCCUCAUAUAUAGCACAAGCCCAAGUGUCCUUCUAAAGUGUUCAAAACAAGGACUUCUUUUUUUUUUUCAAUUAGACAAGAAUGUGACCCGUGUAAAUAUUGAUUCAAGUCACAUUUGAUAUUUGCGACGUUUGUUAGAAUUUUUUGGCAGCCUAACACCACUCCCGCCAUUUUAUUUUCCCAGAAAUGUCACGGCAAAAAUCUACUGAGCAAAUGAGCUCAUAAUUGACUCACAUUAAGUGCUUCACUGAUGACACCGAAUGUUAAAUUAUCGUAUAGUUUGGAAUAUAAUCCGCACCAGCCAAACAAUGCACAAUGAAGAGGUAAAAAAACAUUCAUUUUCAUUCAUUCAUCACAACUUCUUAAGUAACAUUUUUGGAAGGCAAUUUUUGAAUUUAUCAGACAACAUGAACAGUUAUUCGGAUAACGUAGCCUAAAAACACAACAAAGCAGGCUAUAGGCACUCAGACUG